This is a messenger RNA of Laccaria bicolor S238N-H82, 884 nucleotides long. RefSeq lists its product as uncharacterized. Bases 657 to 884 code for a protein of 75 amino acids. NCBI's taxonomy places the organism in Eukaryota, Fungi, Basidiomycota, Agaricomycetes, Agaricales, Hydnangiaceae. The record is from RefSeq and is a predicted model, not a curated record. The transcript has 2 exons.
UAGUCUUCAAAGCUUCAAGCUUCAAGCUUCAAGUUCUACUACUAAGUAGCGGCUGUCCACCUAGGGCGCCGACUUUUGACGUUUCCGAGGACCUUGAAGGGCCCUUCUUUUCAUAGGGUGUAAUAGGCCUUCGAGGUCCCACCGACUAAGCUCCCUCCUUGUCAACGUCGUUCUCGACCGCCCCAACGACCUUCACCUCACCCACCACAAGUCAACUAACCUCCGGAGUCCAACCAUAUUCCACACAUUCAUGGAGGACCACGCUGCCAGCAACAUAUACAUAUCCAGGGCCUAGCAAAACUACCAUCUCCGUCUCCAUCCCCGCUUCCGCCUGAGCCAAUCAAGCACUGGGAUAGAGCACUCAAGGGCUUCCUUACACAAGCUGGUCUCACUCAAGCCCUCCGGGGAUUUGAGGAUGACUUGAGCAUGUUGAAUCCAAUUAGGAAGAAAGAGAAGAUUCCGGGUGCGCUUCGGGAACUGGUGACGAAGCUUAGCGUGUGUUGCCGUUCUAAUUAGGUGUGCGCAUUCGGUUCACGAUAUGACCUCAGGAAGUCAAGGAAUACCAAACUAAUCAAGGGGUGGACGUAGACAUGCCGACGCCCAAAGAGACUGGGUCCUCGUUGGAGAGAGGAAGUUAGAAUACAGGCACCUAGCUAAUGGUGUCGAACCGUGAUCGCAGACAUCAACAAAUCCAUAUCCACUCUCCUCGCAAAAAACCGCGCUCGGAACAAUGCCUCGAAUCAUUUUAUACACCCUCGCCGAGAAAAAACACCAAGUUGCAUAAUGAACAAAAUGGAGGGGAUCCAGCUCCCAUAAAUUCUUGCGCACGCACAGACACAAAGCCUCGCCGUUUGCUAUGGUACACAACGUCAUACCAGGUCUAA